UUUUGUCUUCUGUUAUAUUUUUAAUAGGGGGCAUUGUGCGUUAAAAAUACCGUUGACGACCUUGGCCACCUAAAACUUUACAUAUGUCUUACAGUAACUAAUUGAGUAACGUUGAUCGCCGCCACAAUUUUUGAAAUCUGAUCGUGUGCACGUAAUCAACUUUUAGUUGUUUCUUCUUUAUUUUGUAGUCAAGUUAUUGAUUCGCACAAUUCAUAAAAUAGUUCAACACUUUCCGAUUUUCAUUCUUUGACAGGAGUCAUGUAUUGAUAUGGCAAAGAGCCAAGUUCAAGCUGAAAAGCAUUUUGCGCACAAGUUGUCUUUGUAUACUCUCUGCCUUAGUGUACAAAAAAGCUAAAUAACGGAUUUAAAAAAAGAUAAAGAACGUUCUAGUCUUCAUGAAUUUGGUUUGGAUGCAGUGUCCAGUGCUGUUGCCACGGCGAUAGCCAGAUCAGUUGUUGCUCCUUUUGAUAGGGUUAAAAUAAUUUCCCAGGUUCAUUAUACUUCACUAUCCAAUGGACAUCAUGCUCAUUAUCAUCCUGGAAUCUUUACAACAUUAAAUCAAAUUUAUCGUGAACAAGGUCUACGAGCAUUAUGGUUUGGAAAUUUUACCAACAUUUUAAGAUUUGUUCCUUCACAGGCUGUGAUGUUUGGACUAAAUACAUUUUACCUAAAAUUUUUGUUGGGUAAUAUUAAACAUAAAAAUGAUGGUUGGAGCCACACUGCGUUGAGUCUUAUAUCUGGUGGAUUAAGUGGUGCCACUACACUUUGUAUGUUUUAUCCAUUAUUAUUUUGUCAAACACAUUUGGCUUCUCAUGUUGGUCCAUUAGUGGACCGUGAAUAUACUGGGCUAUUAGACUGUAUCCAAAAAACAGUACACACUAGUGGAGUACGCACUUUAUAUACAGGAUUUGCUAUAGCUGCUAAUGGUAUGGUCAUAAAUAAAGCCAUAUAUUUUGGAGCAUAUUAUAGCUUUAAUAAAGCUAUCCUAGAUCACACUAAUAGCUUAGUAUCAAAUGAUGAAAAAGAUAAAAAGUUACCAUUUUGGGUUCGCUUUGGGACAGCUCAGAUUUCUACUUUUUUAUCUCAACUGUUUAGCUAUCCUCUAGACACAGUGGGAAGAGUUUUAAUUGUACAAACUUCUCACGAAGAAAAAAUUUACCUUAAUGCAAGAGAUUGUUUUUCAAAGUUAUGGCAAUCACAAGGAAUUACAGGAUUAUAUAGAGGAAUGGCACCAAAUAUGAUCCGGGCAAGUGGUUCUGCAUUAAUUCUUGUAUUACAUGAUGAAUUUAAAUGGAUUUUGAGUAAAACAGGUUUUUUUGCUACUGAAAAUCAAAAUGAUUGAAGUGAAAAACUGUAGCUUAUUCUUCAUAAUAUUGUGUAUUUAGUAGAUGUCAUAUGUUUCUAGUCAAGUAUUUUCAAUCUUGUUAGUGUAUGAAACCAACUUUUAUAUACCGUGUAAAAUUUUAAAUUACUUGUUAUGACAUUAAAGUAAUGUGACUGUUUUUA
Molecule: messenger RNA, 1506 nt
Organism: Daktulosphaira vitifoliae (grape phylloxera)
Lineage: Eukaryota; Metazoa; Arthropoda; Insecta; Hemiptera; Phylloxeridae
Product: ADP/ATP translocase 4-like
Exons: 6
Coding region: 644-1342 (232 amino acids)
Biological process (GO): mitochondrial ADP transmembrane transport; mitochondrial ATP transmembrane transport
Cellular component (GO): mitochondrial inner membrane
Molecular function (GO): ATP:ADP antiporter activity
Source: RefSeq, a predicted model, not a curated record